Molecule: messenger RNA, 840 nt
Organism: Prorocentrum cordatum
Lineage: Eukaryota; Dinophyceae; Prorocentrales; Prorocentraceae
Source: the annotation of a GenBank genome assembly
UUUGUUUUUUUCUAUGCAUUUCCAUAGUCCAAGCCCAGCAAUACGAUGUAAUGACUUCUCCAGUUCGGAAAAGAGUAGAUUCUGCUGCAAGGUCCAUGUAUGACUGGCUUGAGUAUAAUUAAUUGCGCAUGCUGGAAAGCAGCAGUGACUGUCAACGAACACCGUCGAUGAGCCCGUGCUCGCGGAAGAACGAGCAUAUGAAAGGCGCCAGAUACGCGGACGCAGCCUCGCUGAGAUGAUGAUAGUCUGAAUAAGCCAACUAGUCGGUCUCAGGAAUGAACGGGCUGCAAAAUUCCCUGCUGCAGAAAAGGCCCUCCACCCCGAAGUACAGCCAGUCGUUCCUCGCACUCACGGCCACGAGGACCGGGCUCCGCAUCACCUCGCUCCUGGCGGGGAAGCACCAUGGCGGCUGGAUCAUCGGCAUCACGCGGCACCGCGAGGGGUCCUCAGUUUUCAAGAAGCUGUACUGGUCCCCAAAAACAACGAGCGCUGCGCCCUUGGAUUUGACGACGGCGGCCCAUUCCUCCAGAAAAGACAGGCGUCUUCAAUACUUGCUGAUCCAUUCCUUGCUGGCAUGACGUCUCUUGGCCUGCUCUAUGAAGAAACUCAUCGCCACGACGUCUCCUGGCCGCAAAGUCCUGGCAACAAUUUGCUGCAGCUCCGUCCGAACGCCACUCCACGGGUUCUCCUCGGAGUUCGUCUCGAUCAUAUUCCUGGCACCUUUGCUGGCCCAGCUGCGAAUGUCGAAUCCAACCAGCCCUCUGUGUGCAGGUGGUCUAGACAGGCUCCUCUUCCAACCUCCUUCUUCCCCUUCGGGGAGGGGUUUAUCACUGUUCCCUA